AUGCCAACCUACCCUCACUUCCGUCUCCGACAUGUCCUAUUGCCAGGCUUGCCCUCACCUUGGGCACUACAAUCAUCGCAAAGAUCUGACCACUCGCAUCGUCCAAACAUCGCUAGAGCUCCUGCGCACAGUCCCGGAUCUCACCACAACUCCAUCCGUACUCCUGAUGACCUCCCAUUUCGAAUGAGUGAAGAUGGCGGUCCAUCUCAGACACAAACAACACAUCCUCCUCUCCGACCGUCAGUCUCUCGACCUCCAACUUUCUCGGUCUCGAGGAUCUCAAGUGCUAAUUCGGUACUCUUGCGUAGUACUCCAGCUUCGACUCCCCAGCGGGCUAGACAGACGGCCACUACCAACUCAUGCUCGUCCGCAUCAGCUUCACUUGGCCAUCAUAUUGAUCUGGAAUCCAGGUCUACCCCCAAACAUUUGUACAGAGGUGCUGCAGAGGCUCAAAAGGAAGUCAAAGGUGGAGACUGCGACAUCCUCACUACGAUCUUCAUCCAGGAGCCUUCCGUCUACUACAAAUGGACAUCCUACGGCCACUCCCUCCUCUAUCAUGAUCAGAACCCGAAACAGUCAGACACGCCAAACCCACCUUCUAAACAGCCUGUUCAGAGUUCGAGAACCUGUUUGCAAAGACUGUACAAGACACAUGGGAACAUGUCAUUUCUGCGAAUCGUGCUUCAAACGACACGUUGGCGUCCAUGCGCUUGCGAAACUUGCGAGAAGAAACAUAGAGGCGAGUGCGUAUUCUACAGAGCGCCGCCAAAGAGGCCAAUCUUCAGCAGUCGUCUUGGAGAAGCAGACGUGCUGCGCUUGAGAGAUACUCUCAAGGCCAAGAAGAAGUCGAGUCCGUCAUUCGAUACUGAAGCAGAGCCAGAGGAAAAGCCUAUGAGGCAGAAUUACACCAACGCAAAGACAAUUCCAGUUCCCGAGGCCACAGCUAGCUCCAAGCCUAUCGAAAACUUGUCCAAGGAUAUCAUCUCUUGCGCUUAUUGUCACAGGCAACACUCAUGGAACCACACUCGAUGCGAGUGCGGCAGAUGCCAUUUUCACAGACCUGAUCUUCCCCCACCACAAAAAUGCAGCAAGUGCAACAAAUGCCACCGGGAAGAGAAGUGCAAAGAUUUUGUGGAAGAAAGAGCAGCGGAGAACAAGCGCAAAGUGGUGCACAAGGAAGUCAAGACAGGAGAUCCAUCCAGAAGUCCUGACCUUGAUGACCAGCCUAAGAAGAAGUCGCGCAAGUACACAGGCGAGGGCACCGCUGGUGAUCCCAUGGCAAUCGAUUGA
This is a messenger RNA of Aureobasidium subglaciale EXF-2481, 1290 nucleotides long. RefSeq lists its product as uncharacterized. The coding region runs from base 1 to 1290 and encodes 429 amino acids. The record is from RefSeq and is a predicted model, not a curated record. The transcript is spliced from 4 exons. NCBI's taxonomy places the organism in Eukaryota, Fungi, Ascomycota, Dothideomycetes, Dothideales, Saccotheciaceae.